AAAGUUUAUUGUUACUGCUGAAUAAUGAAUAACGCCGAGUCCGCGCUUCAACGCCAAGCGCCAAGCGCCAAGCGUACUCCAGCCUCGGCGGAGUCCGGUCCACAGUGAAAAAAGCGCAGUACGCAGGAACGCGAUCGGUGUGAACUGACGCAUGUGUAAACCACACCCUGAGCACAAAGAACAGGCGCAGCGCCGCCGCCACACGCCCAGCGGACACUCGAGCCCUGACGCUUCGCCCGCGCCGGUCCCGAUGGCGGAGGAGGCAGACUUCGUGCGCUCCGUGCUGCCCGUUCGCGGCGCGUUCCCCGCGGAGGACUCUUCUUUGGCUUUGCCGCAGGAGGACAGACUCGCUCUCGCGGACGCACACCGGCUGAACCGACUCCAGCGACAAGUGCAGCUCACGCUCUCACGGAAAAGAAAGAAACCAAAACCGCCAGAGUCAUCUCUCUCAGAAAGUCUGUCCAGCUGUCACAUUUCAAGCAGUUCGUCUUUAGGAAGUCUGCACCUGAAGCGGGCGUUCUCCGUCAAUCAGGAAGCCCCAAGGUUGCAACGGGUGGUCGAUCGAUCUCAGUGGUCAAGUACGGAGCCGCCUCGAUUUCACAGAGGCUACGGCAGCUUUCGUUACGCCUCUAAGAGGCCGGCUCUCUGGGGGUCCAAUUCCCUCACUCUCCCCACGGCUCCGACAGUGAACCGCUUUCAUAUGAACAAACAAACUUUGCGCUACGCCCACUCCGAGGUGCUGCGGAUGCCGAGGUUCGCAGGCCUGUCGGCUGUCACGCAGCUCCCCGGUAAACCCGUGCACGAGAACAAUGGCGCGGAUGACACGGAUGACGUGUUUUUACCCAACACCCCGCACAACGCUCCUGGGGACAGAAACAGGAUGGAGUUAGAGAAGCACACCCUUCGGAGGACCCUCUGCAAGCUGAGAGAGGGGGGUUUGGGUGCUCAAGAACAAUCGGAGAACGUGUCCUGGCAGAGCCGCGUACGGAAGCCGAGCCUGGAGUUUGUUGCAGGAAGACGACCCUCCCAGCCUGGAUCGCUCAUCAGCAUGGAGGAGCAGUCUGGGAGUUUGAGGAGGAUAGAGAAGCUGGAAGUCAGUCAACAUGCAACGACAGCAUCGGCAAAGAAGGGCAGACAGGCUGAACUUGGUCCAGAGAUGACACUAAAAGAGGCUGUAAAUCUGCUUGCACAAGAUAACAUAGAAGCACAAAUCACUGCGGCUAACUUUAUACAGAAUCAGUGCUUUAACAGUCCAGACGCCAAGAAAAAGGUACUUUAUCUUCAAGGCACCCCAAAGCUGCUGAAGCUAAUGCAGAGCGAGAGCGAGGAGCUCCAACGGGCCGCUGUCGGCGCGCUCCGAAAUAUUGUUUUCGAAAACAAUGAGAACAAAAUGGAAGUCAAAGACUGCGAGGGCCUUCCAGUGAUCCUGAGACUGCUCAAGAAGAACCGAGACAUCGAGACCCGACGGCAGCUCACCGGGCUGCUGUGGAAUCUGUCUUCUCACGACCUCUUGAAAGAGCAGCUCGCUAGAGAUGCGGCCAGACCUCUCACAGAUAGCGUGCUGGUGCCCUGCUCAGGCAUUUCUGAAGGGGAAGACCCCAAGUUGGAGCUCCUUGCUGACCCUGACAUUUUCUACAAUGCUACCGGCUGCCUGAGAAAUCUGAGUUCAGCUGGUCCAGAUGGACGCAAAGCCAUGCGAGACUGUGAGGGUCUAAUUGAGAGCAUCAUCUAUUACAUCCGCGGCAGCAUUGCAGACUACAAACCUGAUGAUAAGGCCACAGAAAACUGCGUGUGCAUCCUGCACAAUCUUACUUAUCGGUUUGACUGCGAGAUGCCUCGUGUGGAUUCCCCGGUGGUACAACAGCCCAAACAAAAUCACAAUACAGAAGCUAGUAACCCUGGCUGCUUCGUCCUCAACAGUCCCAAAAACUCUGAGGAGGAAGCGUAUGGAGACUAUCCCUUACUGGAGGAGAACGGCAGCCCUCAGGGUGUGGAGUGGCUCUGGAGCGCCAUCACCAUCCGCAUGUACCUCUCUCUCAUUGCCGUCAGCACGAACCGGCACACCAAGGAGGCGUCCAUCGGAGCUCUGCAGAACCUCACCGCCUGCUCCGGAGAGACGUCCCAAGCCAUCGCGCACUUCAUCGUGCGAAGAGAGGUGGUCCUAUCUCAGGUGAAGAAGAGUCUGCAAGCAGGAGAGAAGGAAGAGGUCAGAAUAUCUGUGUCACUGCUAAAAAACAUCUCUCGUUACCGAGAACUGCAUGCAGAUAUCGUUAACCAGGUGUUACCGGAGCUGGUUGCCAUCCUGCCAAAGUCUGACCAAAGCGUUGAGCAGCCAACGGAGGUCACUGUGACGAUCUGUCACAUUCUCGUCAAUCUGAGCCAUGCCUCUGUAGCUAACACUUGUGCCAUCAUAAACCAAGGAGCGUUGCCCAAGAUCAUCGGCAUCAGCACUGAAGACAACGGGUUUGGACCCACACGAGCGGGCCAGGCGGCUUGUAUCUUACUUCACACCCUAUGGAGGCAUUCGGAGCUGCAUAGCCGUUACAAAAAGGCUGGUUACAGGAAAGCUGACUUCAUAAACAGCAGGACCGUGACAGCUGUGAAUUCAGUUCGUGAUUAAUGGGAUCCAGAAAUCUACUGCAAACAACAAGACUAACAUGUUUUUUUUAGGAAAUAU
Puntigrus tetrazona (Sumatra barb) is the source of this 2677-nucleotide messenger RNA. It is a transcript of the gene pkp2, whose product is annotated as plakophilin 2. Gene Ontology annotation, molecular function: intermediate filament binding; molecular adaptor activity; cadherin binding. The record is from RefSeq and is a predicted model, not a curated record. Gene Ontology annotation, cellular component: intercalated disc; plasma membrane; adherens junction. NCBI's taxonomy places the organism in Eukaryota, Metazoa, Chordata, Actinopteri, Cypriniformes, Cyprinidae. Gene Ontology annotation, biological process: protein localization to plasma membrane; cell-cell junction assembly; intermediate filament bundle assembly.